AUGGUCGGUGGGCGGACACACGACCUGUGCAGCAAGUGUGAACUUGAGACCGCAUCUCCACAGCAGAAGAUUAGCCAGCUGACAGGCUCUGCAGGGGACUCUCUUUGCCAUCUGCACCUUGGGAGCUGCAGCGGGCCCCCUUUAUUUCUCCCGAAGCUUGCCCGUGUUGAUACCAAAUACCCUUUCAGGGAAUUUUCAGGAUUGGGGGGCAGUUUUUUCCCCUAUGUCAAUCAUCACUAAGAAAGAAAAUAUUUCGUGAAAAUGAUGGAGGAUCACUUGACAAAGAUACCCAUGGCACCGUCAUGUUCGCCCACUGGGUCCACUGGGAGCGGAGGGACGGAUGACAGCAGAGGAGCCAAGAGUCCGGCCCCUGGCAAAGCUCUGAGCCCCGCUCUGGUCUGCAAAGUUUGCGGGGACACCAGCAGUGGAAAACACUAUGGCAUCUAUGCCUGCAAUGGUUGCAGUGGCUUCUUCAAGCGCAGUGUGAGAAGGAGACUUAUUUACAGGUGUCAGGCGGGCACGGGCAUGUGUCCAGUGGACAAAGCUCAUCGCAACCAGUGCCAGGCGUGUCGGCUGAAGAAGUGCCUACAGGCAGGCAUGAAUAAAGAUGCUGUGCAGAAUGAGCGUCAGCCCCGCAGCACCGCUCAGGUGCGUCUGGACUCCAUCGACGUGGACCAUGAGAAGGAGCACCUGGCCACCACACGAGAGCCCACCUCCUCCUCCUCCUCUUCCUCCUCUUCAAGUGGCUCUGUUAUCACGUGGCCCCACAUCACAUCAUCGAUAGCUAUCACCUCCUCCGUACCCCCCCAACGCUGCGUCAGCCCCCAGAACAACCAUCGCUUCAUGGCCAGCCUAAUGACUGCCGAGACUUGUGCCAAGCUAGAACCUGAGGAUGUUGAUGAAAACAUUGACGUGACCAGCAACGAGCCAGAGCGAGCGUCUUCCGAGUAUCACAUGGCACUUUACCCGUCUGCCUCAGAAAAUGUUUACGAGACCUCUGCGAGGCUCCUCUUCAUGUCAGUGAAGUGGGCCAAGAACCUGCCGGUGUUUUCCAACCUGCCCUUCAGAGACCAGGUGAUUCUACUGGAGGAGGCGUGGAGUGAGCUUUUCCUCUUGUGCGCAAUCCAAUGGUCUCUACCGUUGGACAGUUGUCCCUUACUCUCCCUGCCCGACCUGUCCCCUGGCAUGCAAGGCAAGACCAGCUACACGAGCCUUGACCUGAGACUCCUGCAGGAGGUCUUCAGUCGCUUUAAAGCCCUCGCUGUCGACCCCACAGAGUUUGCCUGUCUCAAAGCCAUUGUACUCUUUAAGCCUGAGACACGUGGUCUAAAAGACCCAGAGCAAGUGGAGAAUCUUCAGGAUCAGUCACAUGUGAUGCUAGGACAACAUAUCCGCUCUCACUACCCCAGUCAACACGCAAGGUUUGGAAAGCUGCUACUUAUUCUUCCGUCCCUGCGUUUUGUGAAUUCCGAACGCAUUGAGCUGCUGUUUUUCCACAGGACCAUUGGAAAUACUCCUAUGGAGAAACUACUGUGCGACAUGUUUAAAAACUAA
Molecule: messenger RNA, 1554 nt
Organism: Nerophis lumbriciformis (worm pipefish)
Lineage: Eukaryota; Metazoa; Chordata; Actinopteri; Syngnathiformes; Syngnathidae
Source: RefSeq, a predicted model, not a curated record